This is a messenger RNA of Pangasianodon hypophthalmus (striped catfish), 9471 nucleotides long. RefSeq names its product glutamate receptor, ionotropic, N-methyl D-aspartate 2B, genome duplicate a (gene grin2ba). NCBI's taxonomy places the organism in Eukaryota, Metazoa, Chordata, Actinopteri, Siluriformes, Pangasiidae. Gene Ontology annotation, molecular function: NMDA glutamate receptor activity; transmitter-gated monoatomic ion channel activity involved in regulation of postsynaptic membrane potential. The transcript has 16 exons. Gene Ontology annotation, cellular component: plasma membrane; postsynaptic membrane; postsynaptic density membrane. The record is from RefSeq and is a predicted model, not a curated record. Bases 492 to 5186 code for a protein of 1564 amino acids. Gene Ontology annotation, biological process: monoatomic ion transport; synaptic transmission, glutamatergic; long-term synaptic potentiation.
UCUUGUUUUCUUUCUCUCUCUCUCUCUCUCUCUCUCUCUCACACACACACACACACACACACACACAAUGUGUAUAUCAACACAAAUGUGCACUUGCAGCACAAGAUGAUGACUGUGUACCAAAUUUUCUAAAAAAAAAAAAAACACUUAACCUUUGCAGGAAUAACCAUGUAGCUGAAACUUUGCCUCUGAGACUUGCUUCUUUUUUGACUGUGUGUGAUCUUUGACCUCUCAUGUUUCAGAUCCAUCCUAAACAUGGAGAGUGCUUGGCCUUUCUCCAGAAAGAACCUGUGAAGGAACCACAGAGCUACUGAAUUUCAACUGCUGUCACUCAUUCAGGAGAUACUUCAUCAUUGUGUGCUGAUGAUUUAUUCAUCAACGCAUUUACAUUAAUAUUGUGUGCGCAUGUGUGUGUGUGGUGUAUGUGUGAGGAUAUGAGCGGUGGAGUGUUUCGUCAGGUUUCACCACCAUGCUGCUUCUGAGAUGCAGGGAUGAGAGCGCGGCUGGACGUACACAAGGUCUCUCACUCCUCCUCCAUCAUGCUUGUUUAUGGUCGCUGCUGUUUGUCCCCGCCCCCUCUGGGACAGUGGGCGUGUCACAUAUCACUAACCCCACCUUUACCCAGUUUUCCCCGCCCUUUUUUAUUUUCGCUUCAUACUUUCCUACUACUUCUUCUCCUUCUGCUGGUUUCGUCUCCUGGCUGUCAAUCACGACGGGACCGAGGGUCCGGGGGCGUGACCAAUUACAUCCCAGGGGCGUGGCCUGACCCGGGUCUCGAGCAGCGGCCGUGGUCCAAGCAGUGGGUGGGGUCGAAGCUGCUGCAGGGCCUCACCAUCGCUGUGGUCCUGGUGGGAAACUCGAGCGAAGUGACUCUUUAUGGAACAAGGGAUAACAAAGAGGAGUGGCGGGAUCAAGGGAACGAUGGGUUUGUGAACGAAGGGGUAGGGAACGUUGAAGUGGUGCGGAUGAACGAGACGGACCCAAGCAGCAUUAUCAAAAGCGUGUGUGAUCUCAUGACUCAGCACUGGCUUCAGGGAGUUGUGUUCGGCGACGACACGGACCAGGAGGCCAUCGCCCAAAUCCUCGACUUCAUCUCCGCACAAACACACACACCCAUCCUCGGAGUGAAGGGAGGAUCGUCCAUGAUCAUGGCAGCUAAGGAUGAUAACUCCCUGUUUUUCCAGUUUGGUCCAUCUAUUGAGCAGCAGGCCUCAGUGAUGUUGAACAUUAUGGAGGAAUAUGAUUGGUACAUUUUCUCCAUCGUCACCACCUACUACCCCGGAUACCAGGACUUUGUCACCAAGAUCCGCAGCACUAUAGAGAACAGUUUUGUGGGCUGGGAACUGGAGGAGGUUUUACUGUUGGACAUGUCCGUGGACGAUGGAGACUCUAAAAUCCAGAACCAGAUGAAGAAGCUCCAGAGUCCCGUCAUCCUGCUCUACUCCACCAAAGAGGAAGCCAACAUCAUCUUCGAGGUGGCACACUCUGUCGGGCUCACAGGAUAUGGAUACACCUGGAUUGUACCAUCUCUGGUGGCGGGGGACGCUGACCACAUUCCUCCAGAGUUCCCUACAGGUAUGAUCAGUGUGUCGUAUGAUGAGUGGGAUUAUGGGUUGGAGGCACGUGUGCGCGAUGCUGUGGCUGUUAUUGCCACGGCAACGUCAGCCAUGAUGAUGGAUCGUGGACCUCACACACUUCUGAAGUCUGAGUGUCAUGGAGCCCCAGAAAAGAAGAGCACAGGAAACACUAACGAAGUGCUCAGGUAUUUGAUGAACGUAACGUUUGAAGGUCGUAAUCUGUCGUUCAGUGAGGACGGAUAUCAAAUGCAUCCCAAACUCGUCCUCAUCCUACUGGACAAGAACAGGCAGUGGGACAGAGUGGGGAAGUGGGAGAAUGGCUCUCUGUCAAUGAAGUAUCAUGUGUGGCCACGGUUCGAGCUGUACUCGGGGGAGGAGAGUCGCCAUGACGACCACCUGUCAAUCGUGACUCUGGAGGAGGCGCCGUUCGUCAUUGUGGAGGAUGUCGACCCUCUGAGUGGAACCUGCAUGAGGAACACUGUACCCUGCAGGAAACAGCUGAAAAUACGUAAUCAGACAGGUGAAUCUGGCAUGUACAUAAAACGCUGCUGUAAAGGGUUCUGCAUCGACAUCCUGAAGAAGAUCGCCAAGUCUGUAAAGUUCACCUACGACCUUUACCUCGUCACUAAUGGCAAGCAUGGCAAGAAGGUCAAUGGAACCUGGAACGGCAUGGUGGGAGAGGUGGUGGUGAAAAACGCUCACAUGGCUGUUGGUUCUCUCACUAUAAAUGAGGAAAGGUCGGAGGUCAUCGACUUCUCUGUGCCUUUCAUUGAGACUGGAAUCAGUGUCAUGGUCUCCCGUAGCAACGGCACUGUGUCACCAUCGGCAUUCCUGGAGCCCUUCAGUGCAGACGUGUGGGUGAUGAUGUUCGUCAUGCUGCUGCUGGUUUCUGCCAUCGCUGUGUUUGUGUUUGAGUAUUUCAGUCCUGUGGGCUACAACCGCUGCCUUGCCGACGGAAGAGAGCCUGGUGGUCCUUCAUUCACUAUUGGAAAGGCGAUCUGGCUGCUGUGGGGUUUGGUGUUUAACAACUCGGUUCCUGUGCAGAACCCCAGAGGAACUACCAGUAAGAUCAUGGUGUCCGUGUGGGCUUUCUUUGCUGUGAUCUUCCUGGCCAGCUACACUGCCAACCUCGCAGCUUUCAUGAUCCAGGAGGAGUACGUCGACCAGGUCUCAGGCCUCAGUGACAAAAAGUUCCAGAGACCUAAUGACUUCUCUCCUCCGUUUCGGUUUGGGACUGUGCCAAACGGCAGUACAGAGCGGAAUAUCCGUAACAACUAUAAGGAGAUGCACUCGUACAUGGUGAAAUUCCACCAGCGCAAUGUGGAUGAAGCUCUGCAGAGCCUGAAAGCCGGGAAGCUGGACGCGUUUAUAUACGACGCUGCCGUGCUGAACUACAUGGCGGGUCGUGACGAAGGCUGCAAGCUGGUGACGAUCGGCUCCGGGAAAGUGUUCGCUUCGACCGGAUACGGCAUCGCCAUCCAGAAAGACUCGGGCUGGAAGAGACACGUGGACCUGGCCAUCCUGCAGCUGUUCGGAGACGGAGAGAUGGAGGAGCUCGAGGCGCUCUGGCUCACAGGGAUCUGUCACCACGAGAAGAACGAGGUGAUGAGCAGUCAGCUGGACGUGGAUAACAUGGCAGGUGUGUUCUACAUGCUGGGGGCGGCCAUGGCCCUGUCGCUAAUCACCUUCAUUGCCGAGCACAUCUUCUACUCACACCUGCGCUUCUGCUGCAUGGGAGUGUGUUCUGGAAAACCCGGCCUCACCUUCACCAUCAGCAGGGAAGUGUACAGCUGCAUCCACGGUGUUGAGAUUGAAAACAAGAGUUCAGCUCUGAAUUCUCCUUCAACCACCAUAAACAACACGCACUCCAACAUCCUGCGUCUGCUGCGCACAGCUAAAAACAUGGCAUCCUUGUCCGGGGUGAACGGCUCCCCCCACAGCGCACUCGACUACCUACGCCGCGACUCGUCCGUCUAUGACAUCAGCGAUCAGCGGCGUCACUCGGAGUGCCGGGUGCCGUACCUGUCCGAGAACAGUGACAAUAAUGCAUUUAGUGACUACAUCGAUCAGGUCGAGCGCACCUUCGGAAACCUGCACCGCAACGAGAGUGACCUAUACCUGCACCGACGCUCGGGCUCUGUCCCUGGCCCCGCCCCCAGCCUGGGUUCUGGCAGCUCAUUGGAUGGUGCCAUUUUUGACUGCUCCGCCCUCACACACAGGAACAUGAGCAACUUUGACCUGCUGCAGGGACAUGCGCCACUUGGACUGCCAGAGCCAUACAGGAAGUUCUCCUUUAAAGGUGGGACUUCAGGCUACAUCCCUGCCUAUGAUCGCUAUGGCGAUGGAGACAACAUGUCUGACAUUUCCACUCACACCAUAACCUACGGUAACCUGGAGAGCGACAGCAGAAAGAGAAAGCAGCAUGGUGACAGUCUGAAGAAGCGGCCUGCUUCGGCCAAAUCGCGCCGAGAACUGGACCACGCCCACCUUGGUUACCGACGGAGACCGCACCAUGGGCAUCACCGUCACCAUGCACACCGCUCUGUAUCUCCGCCUCUGUCAGAACACAAAAUGAGAGGAGGAGGUGGAUCUUUGUCCUUCCUGUACCAGGACAAAGAAAGCCUUCGAGACUUUUAUCUGGACCAGUUCCGUCCCAAAGAGGGCGUGCCCCAAUGGGAGCAUGUGGAUUUGACUGAUGGGCCAAGUGGGGGUGGGGCUGGAGGUGGGGCUAAUUGCACUAGCCUGGUGCCUGUAGAUGACUUCCUGAAAAGCAAACCACCAAAGGUGGAGUCUAAAGUGGGAGGAGGGGAAUGGGAGUGUCGAAAUUGCCGUGCGAGCAGUGCAGGAAGUAAACGAAUGGCACAGCACACAGGGGGCGGGGCUUAUGGAGCUGGUGGAAGCAAUAGCUGUGUGGCAUCAGGAGUUGGGGGCGGGGCCAGCCGUCCCACUUCAGCCACAUGCAUGCGUUGCGAAGCUUGUAAGCGUUCAGGCAACUUGUACAACAUCAGCGAGGAUAGCAAUCAUGUAAUUGAUCAGAUAAGUGGGCGGGGUCAAACACCAUCACAGCGGCGAAGAGCAUUUAGCGCGAGACCUUUACGCAGGCAGCAUUCGUAUGAUGCCUUCAUGGACCUGCACAGGGAUGACGAAGGGCUAAGUUUGCGGUCAGGGGGAGGGGCUAUGGAUGAUGUAGGUGGGGGUUUUCUGCCUCCUCGCAGUGUGAGUUUGAAGGAGAAGGAUCGCUGUAUGGAGGGCUCAUUCUCCCAUUUAUUUGACACCCAGCAGUUUUAUAGCCCCGCCCACCACUCCCUGAGUGCAUUCCGUGGGGAAAGAGACCCUUACUUCCUGUCAAAAUCACUCUACCCUGAUCACACCAAUCACAAUCCAUUCGUGCCGACAUUCGGAGACGAUCAGUGCUUGCUGCACGGCGCUAAAACGUACUAUACGAAAAAGCAGCAGCGUGCUGAUCCGAGAAAUCCUUCCGGGAUUUCAUCAUUCCUUCCCUCAUCUCGAUUCACCAAUCAGCACUCGGCUCUCGGGCCGCCGCGACCUUUCAACGGCACCAACGGCCAUGUGUACGAAAAACUCUCCAGCAUCGAGUCGGAUGUGUAGACGCACAACAGGAAGUGAUGGAUGGAACAGUAAACGAGAGGGGGAGGAUGAAUGGCUUUGAUCAAAAGGGCUGAAUGGGGGUGGAGCUGGAGGCGGGGUUAACUGCACCAGCCUGGUGCCUGUAAACAACGCCGUGUUCUUGCACCAAAGGAAGUGAAGAUCAUGCUACCGAGGAGUGAUUAGACAAGUGGCCAUCUGGAAACGUGUGAGCGACUAUACAAAAGAGAGCGAGAGAGAGGAGAGACGACAGAUAAAAUGAUUGUUCACUUUCUCUCUUUCCUGUCCUCUCUCUCUUUUUCCUUUGGGUCAAUGGCGAAUGAGUCAUACGAUACGCUAACAGGGUAAUAAACAAUAACAACCACAAUAAUGCUACCAAUAACAUUGUGAUUAGCCAGGCUGGUACGGAUGUUGCUAAUGCUAAUGCCGAUGAUGUGUAGAAGUCUAUUAAUUAAUUAAUUAAUUUAUCUAUUUAUUUAUUUAUUUGUUUAUUUAUUCUGGUUACAUUUUCACAUUUCAGCUAUUUUACCAUUCUAACAUUUAUAGCUGAGGGACAAAAGCCCCCAUGAACAAACACUAACACACACACACACACACACACACACACACACAUAAUGAGGAGGGGAAAUUGAGGAAGAAAUAACGAGUGAUGGAUGUUGGGAAGUGGAGACACUUGUCUCUGUUGUAAAUACCACUUUCUACACACACACACACACACACACUUCACAUAUAACUUGAUAUUAGGCAUGAGCCGAUAAUCGAGUACAAAGCGCAUUGUGCCAUUUCAUUUUGUUACUACUUUAAAAUAUUGUAUAUUUUGAAUGCUGUUGUGUUCCAUUGUGUAGUAGGCUGCCUAAGUAGGGUGCAUUCUCGGGCAGUGACAUAAAGUCUGUCUCUUUAGCAAGGAAGUUGGCAAAAAGGACUUCAAAGGGUUCUCAGAGAAUCUCGCAAUCCCAUAAUUCUCUUCGGUGGACGUGAAUGAUGCUGAAGGUUUGAGAAACACGGUGGAGAAAAAAAAAUGUCACUUUGAUGAAAGUAAGUAAUUUUUUAAACUGACGAUCGUAAUAAUAUCGUAAAUCAUGAUAAAAGCUGAGCACUUAUCGUGAUGCGGUAAUUUUAAUAUCGGCACAUGCCUCCCUGAUAUACAGGACAGACCUUUGGUACACUUUUUACAAAAUUGAACAAGGUAUAAAAAAAAUAAAAAAAAAUAAAAAAAAUCUCCAAAAACAUACAUAUGCAAACUAGUAGUUAAGACAGAACUAUUACUCAUGAUAAGUGAUAAUAAUAAACCAUAGUAGAUUAUUUGCUUUUAGAUUCACGCUUGUUACCUGAGUAGAGUUAAGAGACAUACUGAUUUAGGACGCUGCAGCUUUAAGAGCCGGCUUUUCUUAACUGUGUUGUGUUUAGGGCACUUUAAUAAGUUUCCCUUAAAUUGUGUUUGACGUGUUUGAAUAGGACACACUCUAUACACACUUCUCAUACUUCGCUCUCUCUCGCACACACACACACACACACACGCGCACACACAUACAGUUGCUGCUUUUCUUCAAUUCAAUUUAGCACCAGUUAGUCCACUUCCAUUUAGGCUGUGUCCCAAAUACUAGUGUUUGAUCCAAAUGUUUAGUUCGUAACACAGAUAUUGAAACUCGAACGGAGAAAGCAUCAUAACUUUCCGCUGUUGCUGCUAAUAGCUUGCUAGCUAAUGGGCUAAUUAGCAGUUAGCGUAUCAGCAUCAGCACAUUCACCUAAAACCUGACCUAUAAAAUCUCUAACACAGCUUUUAAGUAACUUUACACUCUAUGAAAAAGUAUUAUUUGUAAUGAUUUUCAGACUAGGAAAUAUAGGGAGGGUAGGACAAAUAAGUGAACUAGGCAAAAAAGACCAAAGAAAAGGAAAACCAACACAUUGGUGGAGUAGAAAAACUAGGAUGAUAAGAAAAUGAUAAAUCUAGGGGACUAGAACAACCAAGAAACAAAAGCACAAAAAGCUAAGAGCAGUGCCUUGCAUAAGUAUUCACCCAUUGACCUGGUAAAGAGAGGAUUAGCCAGAGAAGCAAAGCCAAGGGAAAUGCUCAACAUGAUGCUACCACCACCGUGCUUCACAGUGUGUUCUCAGGGUUAUGAGCAACGUGGAUAACCAGAGAACCUUUUCCACAUGUUUGCUGAGUCCCCAACAUAAUUAAAAAAAACCCAAAAAAAACAUUGUUUUGUGUAGAUUCAUGACAUAUAAUGACAUUUCCAGGCUUUAACACUACAAAAUAUGGAGAAGUUCACGGGGGGUUAAUACUUAUGCAAACCACAGUAUUGUUGUUUAAUGUCAUGUGGUUUGGGAUAGUGUCCACAAGAAAUGGCUAUGACACUAAGCUUUUGCUAGUGAAUUGGCUAGUUAGUGGUUAGCAUGUGAGAUUAGCGCUCUACAUAAAUCAACACACUUGUGACUGAGGACAGAGACACUAAACACCUGUGACCUCCAGCUCUACAUUCCACAUAACAGAGCUUUAACGUUACACCUUAUUUCACACUCAUCUGAAUGGUACAUCUGUAAAUCAACAUCAAUACGCAGUGCAUUAUGGGUAAUACCCACACUUUCUCAGACACAGCAUGAGACCAUCAGCAAGACAUGAUUUUAUAACAGAGUGUAUCUGUUCUAGUGUUUGGGACAGAGCGUUAAAAAGGCAAACAUUUUACAAAGAGCACUAACUACACAUGAAUUCUAGAUCUGAGACAAAAUGGCUGACGGUAUAGUAAGCACACUAACUAGUGAUUGAUUCUAGCAUUUGGGACAGAGCCGUAGGAACUUUGGCUUUACUUGAACUUGAGCUUAUUUCUCAUGCUAAUGUACUGUAUAAACCAAGGCCUAGCACACCAGGAAUGUUUUACAUACACAAACACACACACACACACACAUACACACACGCACACACAUACAGGUGUGUGUAUGUGUGGUGCAGUGAUGUUGCUAAUUUCACUGUGUUUUUGCCUCCAUAUUUAGCGAUUCACUGUUCACGCUGGAUAAACUAAUUAACACUUAUCUGUGCUUUUUAUUCUAAAAUAUUACACUUUAUUGUUCACACAUUUCUUUUGAGUCUUUAAUCUUUAAUACUGAUAUGUAUCAAUAUUAAUCAACACUUAUCAAUUAUCAAUUAAACUCUUUAAAUGUGGGUGCUAAAUUAGCACGUUUGACCAUUGUACAUAUAAACUGUAUUCUGGUUUGCAAUAAUUGCUGAAUGUGUGUGUGUGUGUGUGUGUGUGUGUUUUCAGUUAUCCAAACUAAUUUUGUCAAUUAAAAAUCCUAACACUCAUCUCAACAGACUGAUUCAUUAAACUGAUUCGGAAAACUAUGAAUCGAUUUAAAGAAUAAAUGUUCAAAGAAUCAUUUUGAUGACUCAGUUUAAUGAAUCACUUUAACAAGUAAUUCAUCCUUAUAUAUAUUACUUAAUUGAAUCAGUUAUCAUUAAAUGAAAGUGAUUUAUUAAGUUGAUUCAUUAGAUGGAUUCACUAAGCUAAUUUGUUAACUGAUUGUUUAAAUGAAUGAAGAAUUAAGAAAAAGAAUCAAUUUAAAGAAUCAAUUUAAUGAACCAGUUUAAUGAAUAAUUUUAGUUAUUUAUGCGCUUGAUUUUGUCAUGUUAUCUGUAUGUUUAUAGUUUAUAAAAUGGCUUUUAGGCAGAACAGUAAGUUUGCAUUUUCUCCUGAUAAUUCUUAUCAUUUUUAGCUUCUUUUUAAUUUAUGUAUAUCAUAGAUAUAAACUUAGAUUUACAGUAGUCAAGGUAUGUUGACAUAUGAGAUAAGAUUCCCUGAUCCUGUCUUUACAUUACAGUUGAACACUGGUUUUAUUCCCGCUUAAGGAAAAUUUGUGUAAAUAUUUAAGUUCAACUGUUUAAAUUUCUUUUCUAUGAUCUUUUUUUGUAGUCAUCUUGAUUGUCCAUUUCACUAUAAUGCUACUGCGCUAUAGUAACAGGAGCAUUACAAGGCGUGCGUGUGUGUUUACGCAUCACUGUAAUAAUCUUUUACACAUUGGCCUUUACUUUCGAAUAUUACCAAAACUUUUGAACAUUGUACAGAAUCUGUAUAUAAUAAUAAUAAUGAUGAUAACGAUAAUGAUUAUGAUGAUAAUAAUGAUGAUAAUUAAUACGAUGAUUCCUUCUUUGUUCUUUUGUAUGGGAAUAACGGCGUAAAUAUGGAUGAUGUAAGUUGAUGCAUCAGGAGGUAAAGCGCUUUACUCUGAUUGGUCGGGAUCAAUAAAACUGGAACAAAGUGUGAAUAUUAAUACAUUAUUAAUAAAAACACUA